AUGGCCGACAUUGACCGCACCAUGACCCCUCUGCCCCCUCUCCCGCCCGCAGAGGCCAACGGAAGCGCUGCUCUCCCGGAGCUUGUCGCUAUCGACGCCACCCCUCCACUGGUCGCGACCACAAACACUUCGCCCGUCUUCGAGGCCCUCGUCUCGCCCGCCCUCGAGGCCGUUGACAAGUUGGACCUCUCCCAGCCCAUCUGGCGCAUGCCCGAGUGUUGGGGCCACCGCGGAGCUUCUGCGUCGUUCCCUGAGAACACUCGCAUGUCGUUCAUCGAGGCAUGCAAGGCCGGCGCUGACGGUAUCGAGACGGACAUCCACAUCACCGCCGACAAUGAGCUCGUCAUGUUCCACGACCCCGAGCUCAGUCGCACCACUGAUGGCACCGGCCGGAUCCACUCGCAGCCCUGGCACGGUGUCCUCGAGCACGUUCGCACUAUCAAGGCUCCUCACCAGCCGAUCCCUCGGUUCUCCGAGGUGCUCGACAUUCUGAUGCAGCCCGAGAACAUGCACGUCAAAGUCAACAUCGACUGCAAGGUCGAAAACGACCCGUCCAAGCUGUUCAAGCUUAUCCAGGCCGAACUUGCCCGCUUCCCUGGCUGGCAGACCGCUCUCGCUCCUCGUCUUGUCCUUGGUCUCUGGCACCCCAAGUUCAUCGCUCCCGCCUACGCGUACCUUCCCCUCCUCCGCCGCUACUGCAUCUCCAUGUCGAUCCCCCAGGUCCGCCAGUACUUUUUCGACCACUGCCACGGCUUCAGCGUGUGGUACUAUGCCCUCAACACGGCCGAAGGUGCCAAGUUCCGUGCCGACUGCGCUGCGGCCGGUAAGGAGAUUGCCACCUGGACCGUCAACGACCGCGACGACAUGCUCCAGUGUGCUCGCUGGGGCAUUGCCGCCGUCAUCUCGGACAAGCCCGAGCUCUGGCGCGAGGUCAAGCGCGAGGUCGCCGGUGCCCGCGGCGACGCGGGUGCCAUCGAGCGCGCCCUCCGCCCCAGCUACCAGAGCUACAUCCUCCCCUUCUUCAACAAGCAGAGCUACUGGUUUGAGCAGGACCGCAAGGCCCAGGAGGAGCUCUACUACCUCGAGCGCGAGGGUGGACCCUUUGGCGCCGUCACGCUCUACCCGCCUGUCGCCUAA
Molecule: messenger RNA, 1137 nt
Organism: Apiotrichum porosum
Lineage: Eukaryota; Fungi; Basidiomycota; Tremellomycetes; Trichosporonales; Trichosporonaceae
Exons: 7
Coding region: 1-1137 (378 amino acids)
Biological process (GO): lipid metabolic process
Molecular function (GO): phosphoric diester hydrolase activity
Source: RefSeq, a predicted model, not a curated record